AUGGCGUCUGAACAAAGAACCCUGCCCAUUCGAAUCACUCUAGUGGAGCUACGCCCAUGCUUGAAGACAAUUGGAGGCACUAUCAACUUGACACCUCUCGCUAUGCGUUAUCUCGACUACCUUAGGGCUGGCACGCGACUUCGUCGGCGCUCGAUCAUCCUGGACGCCGGUCUUGACUAUAUAUCGUUCCGAACGGGACGGCGCAUUGGCAACAUAUGGGGCGGGAUCGGUGGAGUUCGAGUUGCUCGGCAUGAUCUGGUGGACGUUCUGCUGGAAACACUCGUUCAAGAACACUCAGAGGUUGUUGAGAUCCACUGGAACAAACGUGUUGCUCAGAUACGCGAGAAAUCUGAGAAAGUUGUGCUAAAGUUCGAGGACGGCUCGAGGCACAGCGCAGACGUGCUGCUCGGUUGUGACGGGCUACAUUCUGCUGCAAGACGCCUUUGGGUUGAACCAGACCGCAAGAAAAGCUAUACGGGCAGAGCUAUCGCGAUGGGCUGGGGUAAGGCAAAGGAUGUCAGCAUGAGAUUUUCGUCUGGUGAUCCUGCGUUGAGAGAUACUGCAAUAUUUUCAAGUCCAAAUGGCAUCUUGCUCGCAUCUUACUACGAGCCCACGCGAACCAUGGUAUAUUUUGCGCACAUCAUGUACAUGGAAGAGCCAAAGCUCGACGAACGAGAUGGCUGGAAGGCUGCCGGGGAUGACCAGCUGAGAUUGAAGGCGGACAUGAGUAGCUGUUUCAAGGCGGGCCGCGUCAAAGGCGUUCUGGGCGCCGUAGAAGACUGCGAGAAGUGGGAUCUUUACCCUGUGUAUGUUCUGCCAGCUGAAGGCCGCUGGUACGAAGGACGAGUUCUCCUUUUGGGAGAUGCAGCCCACGCGAUGCCUCCACAGGGCGAGAGUACAGGUCUUGCCAUAGAAGACGCCAUUUUGCUGGCACACAUACUCCGGAAACGUGGCAGUCAAACGGUAGAGCAAAUGUUCUCCCAAUUUCAGGCUUUGCGGAAGCCAGAAAUCGACAAGUACUACAAGGACGCGAUGUGGGCUAUGCAGUACGGAUUUCAAAAGAGAUCAUGGCUGAGUUCAAUCAUUAUGGACUGGGCAAUAUGGGUCUACUUGCUGUUAAAACGUUGGCGCCAACAGAAUCAUUUCGAUCGAGAUGUAAGAAAGCUCCCUUUGCCGGGAUGA
Messenger RNA from Neoarthrinium moseri, 1182 nucleotides. RefSeq lists its product as uncharacterized. The transcript has 2 exons. NCBI's taxonomy places the organism in Eukaryota, Fungi, Ascomycota, Sordariomycetes, Amphisphaeriales, Apiosporaceae. The record is from RefSeq and is a predicted model, not a curated record. Gene Ontology annotation, molecular function: FAD binding; monooxygenase activity. The coding region runs from base 1 to 1182 and encodes 393 amino acids.